Molecule: messenger RNA, 1221 nt
Organism: Schizophyllum commune H4-8
Lineage: Eukaryota; Fungi; Basidiomycota; Agaricomycetes; Agaricales; Schizophyllaceae
Product: Inosine/uridine-preferring nucleoside hydrolase
Exons: 6
Coding region: 75-1154 (359 amino acids)
Biological process (GO): purine nucleoside catabolic process
Cellular component (GO): cytosol
Molecular function (GO): purine nucleosidase activity
Source: RefSeq, a predicted model, not a curated record
UGACCUCCUAACCUCGACAAGCAUACCGAUUCGAAGGUUGACUCAACAUUUCAACGUCCGGCUUCCUUCUCACCAUGAGCACCGAUUCACGAUAUAUCUGGCUUGACUGCGAUCCAGGCCACGAUGAUGCGACCGCGAUAAUGCUCGCUCUCCACCUUCCGAACGUCCAUCUCCUCGGGAUAUCGACGACGCACGGAAACACGAGUCACCGCUUCGCCACGUCUAACGCAGCUCGAUGCUUACAGGCGUUCGCACCGCCAAAUUCCCCUGUGCGCGUGUACCCAGGGGCAGAAAGACCGCUCGUACGUGUGCCUAAGGCAGAUCCAGAGAUACAUGGGGAAGACGGGCUCGGCGGAGUUGAGGGGUUGCCCGCCCACGGCGCGCCGGAGGUUGACGCCUGGUUUGCUCGCGAUGCCGAGGGAGAGAAAAUACGUGCGCUGGAGGGUAUCUCCCGCGCAGUGAAGGAGACAUGGAAGAAAGGCAAAGGCUCGAAGGUGACGAUUUGCUCCACUGGGCCAAUGACCAACAUCGCGAUCUUCGUGAGCGCGUAUCCGGAUUUACUGGAAGGGGUAGAAGAGUUCGUCUUCAUGGGCGGCGGAGUCGGGCUAGGUAAUCGCUCCUCCUCGGCCGAAUAUAACAUCAUCUGUGACCCCCAUGCCGCGCAGAUCGUCCUCGACUCCCCGAUCAAGACCGUCAUGGUCCCUAUCAACGUUACGCAUACCGCACUAAUGACGCCGGAGCAGCACGCACGCCUGCUGGACCCCAAGAGCAGCGACCCUGUUCCCAAAGCCGCAACGCCCCUGCGCCACACGCUGUCAACAGCCAUGGUCUUCUUCGCUGCCACUUACAAGGCUGUGUUCGACUUCGACAGCCCGCCCAUACACGAUGCGCUGACGAUUGCAUACGUUGCGAACCCCAACCUCUUCCACGGCAAGCGAUACCGAGUCGAUGUCGAGCUCACGGGCAUACACACCACUGGGGAGACUGUCGUGGACAUGUACAAUUACCGGCAAUGCGACGAAACAUGGGGUGCGCAUGGGAAAAACUGCUUUGUCACGCAAGGCUUAGAGGUCGACGCCUUUUGGGGUCUCUUCAUGGGCUGUGUUGACAGAUGCGACGCAGUCUCCUCUUUGAACACGACCAGAACCAGCUAGUCAAUCAAAUAUAGUCGCCUCUGUAUGGCCUUAUGUCGUCAACAGAGCAGAAGCUGCUGAAAGAGUA